This is a messenger RNA of Lathyrus oleraceus (garden pea), 735 nucleotides long. RefSeq lists its product as uncharacterized. NCBI's taxonomy places the organism in Eukaryota, Viridiplantae, Streptophyta, Magnoliopsida, Fabales, Fabaceae. Gene Ontology annotation, molecular function: transcription cis-regulatory region binding; DNA-binding transcription factor activity. The transcript has a single exon. The record is from RefSeq and is a predicted model, not a curated record. Gene Ontology annotation, cellular component: nucleus. The coding region runs from base 1 to 735 and encodes 244 amino acids. Gene Ontology annotation, biological process: regulation of DNA-templated transcription.
AUGGUGAAAUCUUCUUCACCUCCUUCGUUUCAUAAAUUCAGAAACAGCAACAAGGAUAAACAACAACGGUCUUCUGAAUAUGAUGAGAAACGACAGCAUGUCUACAAAUGUGAGUUCUGUCCCAAAGCAUUCAGCACAGGCCAAGCACUCGGCGGUCACAAGACUUGUCAUCGAUCCAGCAAGCAACAGAUACAUGAUGAUAAGGCUCAUAAAACUAUCAAGAUCACUUUCUUUUUAUCUUCUUCUCCAAGUUAUCCUAAUAAUCAUGAUGCCAAACUGAAAAGACAUUCAUGGACUAGGGUUUUCAAAGGUACCGUUCAUCAUCCACCUGCUGCAUUGGAACCUCUUCAACAAGAAGAGUUACCAGCUGUUGACUUGGUAAGUUUGCUGCCACCAAGAUCGUAUAAUACAAAGAAAAGGAGCAGGAGAUAUCUUAUUCAUGAUGGAGUUUCUAAUAAUACUGCUCCAAUACCGUCGUUGGAUAUGUCUCGCGAAUCAGUUGCGAAUCUUGAUUUGAAUCAUCCUGAUUCUAAGAGGAUGAAACUUUCAAGCAAUGGGAAUGAUAAUGUGCUGCUGACAAGUGAUUCUAAUGAUGAAACAGUGGCGUCAAGAGUUGUUGGAAACUCUGAGAUUAAUUAUGUUGAAAGAGAAGUGAGACCAAGAGUUGUUCGCGACUUUGAUUUGAAUGAGCUCCCAACUAAUGAUGUUGCUGAUGAAAUCAUUCACCAUGAAUGA